ACGUAGGAUGACAUAGGAUGACAUUCUCCUUUAAUUUCAACUGCUCUUAAAACUGAUACCAGCUGUUGAGCUUAGUUUAAAAUGUUGAUGUGCCUGGCCUGAUAUAAACUGUAGCUGACUGCUACUAUGUUUGGUGAAGUUCCAUUAAGGGCUGUGAAUUGUUGGAUGUAAUUUGCCUUUGAUAACACCAUUAUGAAUGAUGAUAUAGAUGUUCUACAUGGCCUAUUAUGUAUCUAUCUCUAGCCAGUCAGGUCACAUAACUUAUCAUAAUCAUGUUUAUUUUGGAAUCAAUUUUGGUAUGUGGUGUAUGGAUUACUUGGGUCAUUAAUGAUAUUUGGAUUGACUCUACCUCAAGGCUUGUUUACUGACAAAAACUGGACAGCAGGAUGAUCGCAAACGUCAGUUCUCUAUGUGUUGCCUCUAUACCACAUAGCCAAUCACGCUGAAGAACCAGUUCACUGCUUUGUGUUCUCGCAGAAGCAAGCUAAACACAAUAUGGAGCAAGGUUACAAAGAAAAUCUGUGAGGAUUGCAGUAUUGAAGAUUUGAUGCCUGGGAUGAAUUUCAAGGGAUUUUGCAACUGGUCCUCGUACCAAACUGAGGAGACGCUACAUCCAAACUCUCCGACUCCACCUGCAACGAUGGCUCCAGAUAGAUGUGACUCCACCCUUUCAACAUCGUCCAAUUCCAUGGAUAUUUGUCGAAUAUGUCACUGCGAGGCCGAACCGGACCUUCCCCUUAUCUCUCCAUGUAUGUGUGCGGGGAGUCUAAAAUAUGUGCACCAAGCGUGCUUACAACAAUGGAUAAAAAGUGCAGACACUAAAUCAUGUGAACUUUGUAAAUAUGGAUUUAUGAUGAAGACAAAAGUCAAACCAUUUAGAAAAUGGCAAAGGUUGGAUAUGACAACCAUUGAGCGACGGAAGGUUUUCUGUUCAGUCACGUUCCACAUUAUUGCCAUUACGUGUGUUAUCUGGUCCUUAUAUGUGCUUAUAGACAGAACAACAGAGGAAAUAAAGGCCGGGAUAUUGGAAUGGCCAUUUUGGACAAAAUUAAUUGUGGUAGCCAUUGGGUUUACCGGCGGCCUUGUAUUCAUGUACGUGCAGUGCAAGAUGUACGUUCAGUUGUGCAAACGAUGGCGGGCUUUCAACCGAGUGAUUUACGUGGAAAAUUGCAAUACUAAUAUCAUGAAAAUUUCUAAAUCAGAUUUUGAGGUAAAAAAAACUGAAACUGGGAUCAUGUUGGAGGCAGCGCCGCGUGACUGUUCAACAGGAAAUGUCAACAUAGGUGCGAUACCAGAAACAGAGCUUGUAUAGGAAUAAAUACAGACUGUAUUCAUUCAUUAAGGAAAAUUUGUCCAGCUGAGAGUAUAUAUUUCGUGGGAAGGAUAUGUCACAAUUCAUGGAUAUAAUAUUGUUCAUCUGUUUGUACAUAAUCAUAAUUUCUAAUGUUGUGAGUUACCAAGGUUACGAUGCCUAAUGUUUCUGUUAAUGUUUGUAUCUUUAAGGGGAGAUCUUUAUGCAUUUCAUUUACGAUUAGGUCUUGAUCUAACCCCCUUGCUAUCAUACUUGCUGAUUGGCUAUCACAUCUUUACCAAAACCCCUUAUGCUUUUAAGCUUAAUAGUAGGGAUGGUGGUGAUGGAGCCCUUUUGACUGAGAUGAUUGUAUACCCUUUUAUUUCCAUGAUGAUUUUGAGCAUGGGAGAGAGGUAAUUGUAUGGGAAGGGUCUAAAAUUUUAAUGCUGAAAUGGCAUUACCAAUGAAAACAUAUAAAUAGGCCUAUAGUUCUUCAAUAACAAAUAUGUAGACACCUUAGCUAGUGCUGCAAGAAGACUACAGGUAAGCACACUGGCCCCAACCAUUUAUCAGAUAGCGCAGCAGGCAAAUAGCUAUAGUCACAAGGCUUUUAGAAAGUGUUAGUGAAGAUUAUUCAGGAGAAAAAAUGUAAUGGUGCAAUACCCAGGUUUGCAUCAAUGUUACAUGUUUCCAUAUUAUUGUAAUAAAGGCACGUAAGACCAUGGCCAACGUAAAGUCGUUGUAUACCGUGUAUGAAUCUGGUGUCUAUCUUCAUCUAUCCUGUUUCUAUAGCAACAAGAAGUUAACUGGCCUCUAUAGCAACAACUGGGAACUUCCGUCCUGUGCUAUUUAUAUGAAUAUUUAAGCAUGCAACAUCGGUUUAGUAAUGAUGCGGUCAGUUGGUUGCGGUUUUGUGACAUACCGUUCGUUUUGCUUGGAUAGUUUUCUGUGCUAUUCCAUGAGCACAAGCUGUACGUAGAGAAUUGAGAAAAUAUAUUCGUGGUAAUUGCUUUAACCCAAAAUCAAAGGUAUGGAUGAUACAGAUGUAUCCUACAUGUCCUCGUUCACACUUAAGUGAUGAUUCUACCUCUCUCCCUAACUGGCCAUUCUUCUGGUGUUUCGAUCUCAAAGAUCUCACCUUCAGCUGUCUUGGUCUUAAAGGAAACCAAUCAAGAAAUGCUAAAAUAAAUGAGGAGUUUUGAACAGCCUGUGUGGUCUUGGGUAGGAUAUCUUUUUGAAAAGGACAGGGUCUGCGGGAUUUUAUUUUACCGGUAUUCCCAUUGUAAUAUUAUGGAUUCACGUAUGUAUGUGUUGGGCAUUGCAAUUAGUUAUGGAAGGCAUCCAUAAGGUAGGUAUAUAGCCUGCUCAGCAGUAUUUUUUGGGAUAAAAAGGGUAUAAGUAAUUAACUUUUUAAACGAAUAAGCAUCAAGUUUAUUUUUAAAAAGAGCCAUGUGGGGCCAUGAAAUCUUUUGUAUAAGUUACUUCAUUAUUGCCUAUCUCGGUCUUAUUACGUCAAGAGGAAUAUUGCCCAAGUUGAUGGCCUCAAUACAAUGUUUAGUGGGAAUGGAAUUGAUGGCUUGCAUCUUAGCUUGGGCCAUCCAUCAAGUAUGUGCAUGCACAUACCAUCAGAUGGAGACAUUUUUAAUGUUUAUGACUGUGUCUGAGGGAGUGGUUUGCUGGAUGAAAGGAUGUUGUUCAGUGUGUACACACUUUAUGGAUGGUCCCUUUAAUGCUCAUGGCAUGUAUAUAAUCCAAGGUGAUAUUUUUAAGCUGGAGCACCAGUGCUUAAAUGUACAUAAGAUUGAUUAAUAAAUCAUUGUAACUUGUCA
This is a messenger RNA of Lineus longissimus, 3120 nucleotides long. Its product is annotated as E3 ubiquitin-protein ligase MARCHF8-like. Gene Ontology annotation, biological process: immune response; protein polyubiquitination; antigen processing and presentation of peptide antigen via MHC class II. Gene Ontology annotation, cellular component: lysosome; early endosome membrane; cytoplasm. Gene Ontology annotation, molecular function: zinc ion binding; ubiquitin protein ligase activity; MHC protein binding. The record is from RefSeq and is a predicted model, not a curated record. NCBI's taxonomy places the organism in Eukaryota, Metazoa, Nemertea, Pilidiophora, Heteronemertea, Lineidae. Bases 548 to 1312 code for a protein of 254 amino acids. The transcript is spliced from 3 exons.